AUGUUGCCCCUCGGAAAGCCAAAAACGAUAACCCAUACCUAUGCACCUUUGUCUCCGGAAUUCUUUUCACAAGUUGAGGAGACUUCUGCUGAGGAGCGAACGACAUAUGAGGGAGGUUGUCAUUGUGGUGCUAUUACUUUCACUGUAACACUAAAAUGGCCAUUUCCAAAAUAUACCGUUAAUUCGUGUAAUUGUUCAGUUUGUACACAUAAUGGAUAUUUAUUAGCUUAUCCCAUGAGACAAGAUGUUAAGCUUUCAGAAGGUGCGGAAGAAAAAAUGGGCUCUUAUAGAUGGGGAAAUAAGAUUGCGGAUCAUAGAUUCUGUAAAAAUUGUGGAAAUAGUAUUUUGGUUGAUUUGUGUCGACCAGAUGCGUUUGGGGAAACGGAUCCUAGAAAGGAUAUGAUUGCUAUCAAUGUGCGAAAUUUCAAGGACAUCGAUCUUGAUGAAAUGAGUUAUACCCAUUUUGAUGGGAGAAGCAUUAUUUAA
Sclerotinia sclerotiorum 1980 UF-70 is the source of this 486-nucleotide messenger RNA. RefSeq lists its product with no specific name. Gene Ontology annotation, molecular function: carbon-sulfur lyase activity. The transcript is spliced from 4 exons. NCBI's taxonomy places the organism in Eukaryota, Fungi, Ascomycota, Leotiomycetes, Helotiales, Sclerotiniaceae. The coding region runs from base 1 to 486 and encodes 161 amino acids. The record is from RefSeq and is a predicted model, not a curated record.